This is a messenger RNA of Serendipita indica DSM 11827, 5172 nucleotides long. Lineage: Eukaryota; Fungi; Basidiomycota; Agaricomycetes; Sebacinales; Serendipitaceae. The record is from the annotation of a GenBank genome assembly.
AUGGCUUCAUCAGCAACUCUCAAGGUCGCAGGCGACAAGAUUGUCGACGGACAAGGCAAUGAGCUCCUUCUACGCGGUGCAGGUCUAGGAGGGUGGAUGAAUCAGGAAAACUUUAUCACAGGCUAUCCCGGGCGCGAAUUUCAAAUUCGUGACGCCCUAGACGAGGUUCUCGGUCCAGAAAAGGCAAAAUUCUACUGGGACAAGGCAAAAAAAGAUGCAGUCUUCUUCCGUUCCUUGGGACUCAAUUGCAUUCGAAUUGCCAUCAACUAUCGGCAUUUUGAAGACGAUAUGAACCCUCGCGUCCUGAAACCAGAAGGGUUCAAAUGGCUCGACCGUGUCAUCAACAUUUGUGCUCAAGAACAGAUAUACACAAUUAUCGACUUGCACGCAGCAGCAGGAGGUCAGAAUACGGAUUGGCAUUCCGACAACCCGACCCAUGUCGCCAGCUUUUGGACUCACAAAGAUUUUCAAGAUCGAGCUAUAUGGCUAUGGGAGGAACUUGCACGGCACUACAAAGGCAAUCCAUGGAUCGCAGGGUAUAACAUCCUGAACGAACCAACGGACCCAACACACCAACGGCUUCAGUUGUGGUACGACCGGUGCAUUGCCGCUAUUCAUGCCGUCGAUCCCGACCAUAUCAUCUUCCUGGAUGGAAACACCUUUGCGUCCGACUUCAGCCAUUUCGAAGGUGAACUCGGUAAACGAUGGCCAAAUUGUGUCUACGCUGUUCAUGACUACAGUCUAUACGGAUUCCCAAAGAGUCCAGAGGUGUAUACGGGAGAUCCAGAGCAAAAACGUCGAGUUCGACGGAGCUAUGAGAAAAAAGUGGCCUGGAUGAAAGAGCGUGGACUUCCAAUUUGGAACGGAGAAUGGGGUCCGGUAUACGCUCGGAAGCAAUACGAUGGGCCUGACUGGGAGAAGAUUAACGAGAGUCGUUACUUGCUUCUCAAGGAUCAACUAGAGGUAUAUGACGAGGAAAGGAUUAGCUGGAGCAUUUGGCUUUACAAGGACAUUGGCUUCCAAGGCAUGGUUCACGUCUCCCUGGACACACCAUAUAUGAAGCUCUUCAAGGAUUUCCAUCAAAAGAAGUAUACUCUCGCCGUGGAUUCUUGGGGAGCUUCGUUUGCAGGCAUCAAGCACAUCUACUCCAAGCUCGAGGAGUUUAUCGCCGAGGCCGUCCCAGACGAGACGCAUCGCCGGCUCUAUCCAUAUCCCAUUUGGCAAUUUCCGGAUCGAGUGGCCAAGAUUAGCAGGAACAUUCUCCUUGCCGAGUACAUGGUCAAGGAGUGGGCGGAGCACUUUAGGGGGCUGGAUGAGGAGCAACUCGAGGAGCUCGCAGCAAGCUUCAAGUUUGAAAACUGUGCGAAACGAGAUGGGCUGAAUACGGUGCUGGAGGAGCAUCACAAGCGACUUGAUCGGCUCAACGCGCCGCAUAGCUUUAUUUCGCUUCCGAGAAUGCCCGUGACAAAGUCGAAAGCACCCUCAGCAUCCACUCGCCUGCCACCGCCCAUGCAGACCGAACCUGCCGCUGUAGGCAAGAAAAAGAAGAAGAAAAAGGGAAAGGGAAAGGCCAACGAGGCUUCAGAGUCGACCAAUGGACCGUAUUACACCAGCAGAUAUGGCGUAGAAGACGACGAAGACGACGUUGGAGCGGUCGACGGUUAUGAAAACGAUCAUGCGAGGAUAGGCCCGGAUUCGGAGCUGGACUCGACACAACAUCCUAUUCAACCUACUGCUCCUCUCUCUGCGACCGCUCAGACUGGCCUAAGGAUGUCAACGACCGCCACUGCACAAGCCGAGCUGCUUGCUGCCGCAAAUGAGCUCUACAAACGGAUGGAGACUGAACAGCUCGCGAAUGACAGCAACGAUGGAGAGUACUGGAAGCAGCUACCGAGCCAUAUACGGUCUUUUGUUGAAACGACGUAUGCUCAAGGCGCCUCUCUGAGCCCAAACGAACGCUCAAAGUCUCAAGCUAUGCUCGCACUUGCGCAAACGAUGGUCGACGAGGCCACUAGCAGGUUUCCAAGUGCCGCUGGUGGAUUUCCGCCGCCGUUUGAUCCGUCAAUUCUUUCAGAUCCAAAGUUUGCAGAACGACUUGCGAUGAAGCAUGGAGCUAUGAACAUUAUGCAGCAUUACGAUGAUGCGUAUGAUGACAUUAGCGACGACGACGAUGAUGAUCUGGAAGACGAGCAGCCGUAUGAGGUCGAUGAUUCGUCAAAACGAAGGAAGAGCAAGAAGAAGAAGAAAGGUGCCGCGGCUACAGGAACCGUCGACGGUGUCCAGACAAGUCCUCUACCACCCGUUAUACCCUCUGCCCCAAAUCCCGCGCCUGCUAUUACACGAGCUGCUCCGAGUGUCGCACAGCCGCGGCCGAGCUCACGAGCCGCUGGCAAGCAACCAGUCUAUAGUCAGCCAUCUGCCCCACCAACACGGACCAAUCGAUCAUCUGCGACUAAGUCGCCAGCGCCACCGAAUCCAUACAACCAUGGCUAUCCGAAGACGGCGUCAACGAAUGGCAACUCGUCGCUUACAAAGCGACCGACAGGUGGUGGUGAUGGCGGGACAAAGAGCAAGCUAUGGAGUAAUAGUACAGAAGAGGAGCGAGAACGGAUCAAAGAGUUUUGGCUCGGCUUGAGUGAGGCAGAACGACGGGAUCUUGUAAAACUGGAAAAGGAGGCCGUUUUGAAGAAGAUGAAGGAGCAGCAGAAGCACAGCUGUAGUUGUGCUGUCUGUGGUCGAAAGCGACAUGCAAUCGAAGAGGAGCUAGAGGUAUUGUACGAUGCAUAUUACGAAGAGCUAGAACAAUAUGCGAAUCAUCAGCAACGAUACCAGUCGUCAGGCGGCAAGAUUCCACCCCCACCGGGUCCGGGCCCAUUCCCUGGGAGCAUAGCAAUCGACAAGAAUGGUACCCUCAUUGGUGGUCCACCAGGCGCGACAAAACAUCCGUCGCGAGGAGGGCGUCCCAUGUUGGCCAAUGCGCGUGGGCGAAAAACGGCACCGGACAGUGAAGACUAUGAUGAUGACGAGUACGAUGAUGAAGAUGAGUAUGAAGACGAGGAAGACGAGGAAGAAGACGAAGACGAGGAAGACGAAGACGACGAUCCCAAUACCAGGAAGCUGGCGAGUCGGGGUCGUGUGACUUCGUCUCGGGGGCCUGUGUCCAGACGAGCCAAAGGAAGGGAUGACUUCUUCAAUUUUAGCAGGCCAGGCAAUAUACUGACAGUCGCCGAUGAUCUUCUCAAAAACGAUGGUGGCAAAUUCCUGGAAAUGAUGGAACAACUUGCAGAACGGCGGAUGCAACGGGACGAAGAAGCUGCCAAAGAGGUGGAGAUGGACAGCGAUGACCUCGAAGACGAUCAAGAGCUGAGCGAAGAGGACGAUGAGGAUGAUGGAGAGGACGAUGAAGACUCGGAAGAGGAUGUAGAGGACAUGUCCGAGGAGCAAAAGAUGGAAGAGGGUCGAAAGAUGUUUUCCAUCUUUGCCGCACGUAUGUUUGAGCAGCGGGUUCUAAACGCCUAUCGGGAAAAGGUUGCAGCCGAACGACAACAGCAACUCUUGCGGGAGCUCGAGGAUGAGGACAAGAUUCAAGCAGAGAGAGAUGCCAAGCGCCAGAAAGAAAAUCAGAAAAAGAAAGACAAGAAGAAGCAGCAGAAGUUAGCGAAGGAAGCAGAAAAGGCCAAGAAAGAGGCGGAAAAGGCGGCUGAAGAGGCAGCAGCUCGAGCCAAGCAAGAAGCGCUCGAAGAGGCAGCUCGCAAGCGACGGGAAGAGGAGGCUCGCAAGCGCGAGCAAGAGCGCAAGCAGAAAGAAGAGGAAAAGGCACGUCAAGCCGAAGAACGUCGACAGCGCAUCGCAGAGCAGAAGGCCCAGGAAGCGGAGCGCAAGCGCGAAAGGGAAGAGCGGGAGCGGAAAGAACGGGCAGCCCGUCAGGAAAAGGAAGCGAUUGCUAAAGCUGAAAAGCUGGAACGCGAGAAGAAGGCCAAAGAGGAGCGCUUGCUACGAGAAGCCAAGGAGCGAGAGGAAAAAGAGAAGCGAGAGAGGGAGGAAAAGGAACGCAGAGAAAAGGAGCGUUUGGAGCAACUCAAGGCGGAGGAACGCAAGAAACAGGAAGCCGCUGCAAACGCUGCCAAGGCGAAACAGAAUGGUUCCUCCAUCUCGCCCAAAUCCGCGACUUUUCCAGCCAGUGUUUCUUCCCAGCAAGCCAAAAAGCUGGUCAAUGUUCCUAAACCCAGCUCAUCUGCAGCUCCGCCUCAGCGGCCUCCAAGUGGCACAUCAAAUCGACCCCCGCCGCUGUUGCAGCAACAACAGCCAACGCAACCGAUUCCUGCUGCCGCUCAGCGGCCGAUGUCCCAACCACCACAACCGCCAUUGCCUUUGAACAUGCAGCUUCCUCCUAACAUGGUUCCUCCCAUGGGUAUGUUUAACCCAAUCACCUCACCAUCUGCAAUGUCACCUCGCGCUCCAUAUCUCCCGAAUGGCGCGCCGGGACAAGCACCCAGCCAGUUCAACCCGCUCGCACAGUUUCCGCAAAUGGCAAACUCGACAGCCCUCAAUGGUCCGAUGAUUGGCUCGGCUCCGCCAUUUCCGUUCGAUGCACAGACGCCAAUGAUGUCCCCUCCACCGAACAGUGCGGUUCCCUUGCAGUCCCCAAGAGCACCGGCCGCACUUCCCCCUGGGCUUUCCAUUCCAGUCCUCUCUCCAUCGAAUCCUCUGACGAAUGGCAUCACGCCUAUCGGUGUCCCUCCUGGUCCCAGUGGUCCCGUCAAUCCAAUUCGCCGCGCAUCCACCCAGGUGAACCCGUCUCCAUUUGGCGCCAUUGGGAAGCCGGCGUUCCCAAGAGUUGGCAUCCCAUCGUCUUCUGCACCUUCCCAGGCUGACGAGGAGGAACGUGCGCCGAGCUCUACUGUUUUGACAAGACCGUCCCCUCCGAGUCCGACUCAUGUCCUGGGGAGCUCUGCUUUGGUGGAUGAAAACGACACCAUUGUUGAGCUACCCAAACGGCGAGGAACUGCUAGCUGGGGGGAUGCAAUUGGUGCACCGGCUGCGAUAGGCUCACGUUGGGGUCGUACACCAGCCCCAUCCUGGCAAACUCCGUCUCCGGUCGGGUCCCCAUGGUCUACGGCACCUGGAAGGCCUCAGGCAGGCCAUAUCGACUCUUCCUAUCUGCCCUCUUAA